Molecule: messenger RNA, 9907 nt
Organism: Lagopus leucura (white-tailed ptarmigan)
Lineage: Eukaryota; Metazoa; Chordata; Aves; Galliformes; Phasianidae
Gene: DOK7
Product: docking protein 7
Exons: 13
Coding region: 98-2200 (700 amino acids)
Biological process (GO): neuromuscular junction development; positive regulation of protein tyrosine kinase activity
Molecular function (GO): protein kinase binding
Source: RefSeq, a predicted model, not a curated record
CGGGGACCUACUAAAGCUAUUUUGAAAGUGACCCCUCGGCCAGAGCGCGGGGAGGGAGCAGCGAGCCGGGCGCAGCUGUCCGGAAUCAUGACUGAAGAUGACGGAUUCCGUGGUGGUGGAGGGUCACGUCAAGUUGAGAGAUGGAAAAAAGUGGAAGAGUAGGUGGCUGGUGCUGCGCAAGCCCUCCCCGGUGGCAGACUGUUUGCUCAUGCUGGUGUACAAGGAUAAAUCUGAACGAGCGAAAGGGCACAAGGAGAGAAGCAGCGUGACCUUAGAAGACAUCUGUGGCUUGGAUCCUGGGCUCUCCUAUGAGGGCUUGAAUCACACCCUUGCAAUCAUCUGUCUUUCUCAAGUCGUGAUGCUAGGAUUUGAGAACAAGGAAACAAUGUAUGCGUGGGAUAUACGAAUCCGCUACAGUUUGGGGGAAGUUCAUAGAUUUCAAGUUUUUGUAGCACCUGGCACUAAACUAGAGAGCGGGCCUGCUAUGCUGCAUUUCUGCAAUGACAUUCUCGUCCUUGCAAAAGACCUUCCUCCUAGUGUUAUGGGGCAAUGGAAACUCUCAGAUCUGCGUCGAUAUGGAGCUGUCCCAAAUGGAUUCAUCUUUGAAGGGGGUACAAGGUGUGGCUUCUGGGCUGGUGUUUUCUUCCUCUCUUGUGCUGAAGGAGAGCAGAUCAGCUUUCUGUUUGACUGUAUCGUCCGCGGCAUCUCCCCGACGAAAGGCCCUUUUGGUUUGCGUCCAGUGCUACCAGAUCCAACUACAAAUCCGGCAUAUUCAGAAGAAAGAUUGGCUCAUGAAGCUUUGCAAUUAGAGAAGCGCUUGAGCUUGCUGUCUCAUACAAGUCGCCAGGGCAGCGGAGGAGAUGAUCGAAGUCUUUCAAGCUCAUCUUCAGAUACCAGCCACUCGGAUGUUAGCGUUGGGAGCAGAUUGACAAUUUGGCCUGAACAGUCUUCAGCCAGCACUUCACAAGAGAGUCAUGGACUGGCAGCUGCAAAGGGCGUUCAUCUUGGGGAAGAAAAGAUCCAUCCAGAAGGGGCACGUGGCAUCGCCAAACCGCCUCCAAAGCCCCUUCGGUCCAGACAACUGCAAGAGAUAGGCCGUCAGAGUUCAUCUGACAGUGGAAUAGCUACUGGUAGUCACUCUUCUUACUCUGGAAGCUUCUCUUCCUAUGCUGGGAGCUUGGACAUCUGCCAUGGCGAUGAGUUUGGAUCAUUGCUUAGCCUGCCAUUGAACUUUCCUUCGGAUCAGAAUUUAUGUACUUGUCCUCACAGUGAGCCUCAGAGAGGUGUGGGAUCAGAGUAUCAGGUUCCCAGCUCUCUCAGACAUAUUUAUGAUAUACCCAGGAGUUUGUUACAGGCAGCUGCUAAAGAUGUGCAACCCAAGAGUGCAGAUUCCACGCUACCCAAGGACCAGGCCCUGCCUCACGGUGCUAAUGAUCCAAAACUGCUCCUUCCACACUUAGAAGCACAGAGGGCACCAGAGCACAGCCAGGACAGAGGGAGACCGUCAUCCUUACUCCCAGAAAGCACCAAAGACUCAAGUAAUGAGGCGUGUGUGGAUUUUGUUUCGAGGUGGUCAGAUGCAAAACCACCAGGACAGGUGUCUGACUCCAAAAGUAGUGAGUUAGCGCCACCUAGUGGAGCCUCAGCUGACCCCUAUGACACAUGUAGCCCCCACCUUGGGAUGACAAGAGCUCUUUUUUCAGCUUGUCCAAUCUGUGGUGGACUAAAGGGAUCAGCAAUAUUACAGCCAGGAGUCUUACCAGCUCUACCAGGUGCUUCUUCUGUCAUGGCAGCUUCUGGGUCUCUGAAACUACAGAGAGGGCACAGUCUCCAAGCUGGUCCUAAAGGUGGUUAUGAGGUGCUGACACUACCUGCAGAACCUGGAACUCCUACUAGCUCUGAGGAACCUGAAGGGGCUGUAGGUUAUUCAGCUGAUGUCCCUACAUCAGAUCGACCCCACAGUGAGACAGCCACCUACGUUAAUAUUCCUGUCAGUCCUACUUCCAAAAAACAACUUCAUUACAUGGAACUGGAACUUCAAGAAGCCAGCACAAGCAUAAGAGGGAGUGGAUCAUCCAGAUAUGCACAGAUUGACAUUGCAGCCACCGAGACAGCGCACAAAGUGGGAACGCAGCAUGCGCAGUGCCGGGAGGAACGCUUGCAGGAGCUGGAGCAGAAGAAGAAAGGAGCUCAGCAGUGACUUAUCUAUGAAAGAACUUUUGCUCGCCAUAAAUUGGUACUAAUUUAAAUUCCAAAAGAUUGAAAUUUAUUUGAAAAAAAUACAAAGCUGCCAUUGCAUAUUGUAUUUAUACCAGAUUCAUUCCAAUAUUUUGAUUCCUAAUUGGAAAGCUGGUAACGUGGGGGGGGGAGGAGGUGCAUUCUUUCUUUUUUUAAAAAAAAUUUUUUUGGUUGUAAAUUCCUUUUUUUUUUCAUAUGCAAUAGAUGUAAACUACCUUUUUCUAUCAGUCUAAAGUCAUGUAGGAACCUGGAACCAAUUCCAGUGCUUUUUAAAUGGUGGCAUUUUCUUUAAAGAAUUUGAAUGUGUGCAGAUAAGGGGAUGUGAGUGUGCGUGGUAUGUGUACACGUUUGCACACGUGCAUAUGUAUGUUUGUAUGUAAGCACACAUUACAAAUAAAAUAUAUGUAUAUGUCUGAGUGUAUAAAUUAUGUAAAACCUUUAUUAAUGUAUUAAUGAAAUCUUAUGAAAGCCAGAAAACUCAGUGCCUGAUUAUUUGCAGGCAUGGUUUUGUUCAAUUUAUAUGCUCAUUGAAGGACGUACUUAACUGUAUCUAGGAGUAAUUAAGUUUUAUACCUCACCAAUAUUUGGCUAAAAUUGCUCUGCUUUACAUUUUGCAGUCGUAGGGAUGCAUACAGGCAAGAGCACACACACAUACAAAUGGUUUAAUUUAAUUAUGUCUGAAAAGCUAAGUAAUUUGUAGUGAUGUUUUGGAUGCUUCUGUUCUUAAAAGCCCUGUGUUAGACACAAUGGGCUUUGAUUUCAUAGUUGCUGUGUACCUGUAAUUCUUAUCAAUUCUUAUCACCUGGAAUUUAACAUUACAUACUGACAAAAUCAGAUGCCAGCUUUCUCACACAGAAUAGAUUAAAUUAAGUUAUUCAGAAGAAAUAGAGGUAAACAAACAUUUGAAAUUUGAAUUCUUUAUUUAUCUCUCCAAAGCUAUGCCUGAAGUACCAGCAUAAAAAUGGGAUUAUCCACAUUGACAUGAACACUUUUUUUUGGACUAAUUCUUUGAUAUAUGUAAGUAGCAUUAAACCAGUCCUGGGUUAGAGCAAAAUGUCUUCCAAGAUGUUGUGUGAGGCAGAAUUUGACCUAUAAAUUUAUUUGAUUGUAGCCUCAAUCAUAAUGGAAAAUAUCAGACAUCUCUCAAAUUAAAAAAAAAAAAAAAAUGCAUUUGGGAGGUGAUAACUGCCAUUGUCAUAUUUUCUGUAUGUAGAAAUUAUUUAUUACCCUAGCUUAUUUCUGAAGUGAAAAAAUAAAUAUUUCUUAUGAGACUCUCAUUUUAAAAUAUUUCCUUACUAUUUGACAAACAGGCCAUAGUGAUCUACUCUGUAAGCACAUGGUUGGUACAAAGGGAGUAGCAUAAACUUUUUCCCUGGACUUGAAGCUCCUUGGGCCCAGGUUUUCUAGGGCCCAGUGCUCACCAGGACCAACCAGUGUUGUUCUAUCACAAGUUCUCCACUGCGGGGCUUGCAGGAUGAAACUUCUGUGAUGUUUAUUUAUAUUUCAUAUUUAAAAUGAGUCUUGCUAGCCUGAUGUACUGAAAUGCAGUGUUUUCCAGUUCCAUUUGUUGCUUAGCCACUGUUUCAGAGCUGUAUUCUGAUAAUGAAUAAAAAGUUGGGAUUUCAGAAGGCUGGAGUUUAGACAUAAGUAGUGGAUUUCCUUGUGCUAUUGUAUAGCCUCUGUGCCAGUGCAGAACUGUUUUCUUGAUGCAGUAAGUUUCUUUCUUCCUAUUGUGGUAUUAGAAUGUGUGACAACAGAAUGGAGCAAUGCUCUGAUUCACAGUCCCCAAGCCACUGGCCUUGAUCUCUCCUCUGCACAGUAGUGAACCUUCCAUCUGCGUGGACUCAGCCUUUAGCAAACCAUACACAGGACCAUGCUUAUGACGUUGUUAUAUUUAUGCAUCUUGUUUUCCCUGGAAAGAUCCUCAGCCAGUCACAUUGCUUUGCAAUUGAGCUUGAAGGGAGAUGUUAACUUAACACUGUGCAGCAAUGAAGCCAUACGAAAUAAAGAUGGAAGACUUAGAAGUUAUUAAAUGGAAAUUUGUAACGACUAGCUAUGUAAACAUAUCCUUUUUCAGUGUAGGUGGGUAGAAUUAGGGGCAUGGGUUGGUGGGGAUGUGUUGGUGGUUGGACUAUAUGAUCUUAGUGGUCUUUUCCAACCUUAAUGAUUCCAUGAUUCUACAAGUGCCGUUUAAAAUAUAUAUAUAGAUUUUUUUUCCCCCCCCAGUGCGUUCAGCUUCAUGCUUUCCUUGAAAGACAUCUGCCUUUAGGCAGUCUCAUGCUGAAGCUUAGGUCAGUGAUGAUCUGGUGGAUACAGGUCAUAAACAGUUCUUCUGUGGACUAUCUGUGGGAGACUGGCAUGUAAGUGACAGCAAAAUAUCUGUAAUUCCCAUGCUGCAUUAUAAUGCAGUAAAUCGUUUAUAAUGCAGUGGGCAAGCUUAGGAAAAUGCAGAGUUGCCAGCUAAGCUUUGAGUUCAGUAGAAACUUCAGAGUGAGGAAAAGUUAACUUGAAAUUUACUUGCUUUCAUACAUUUUUUCUGCAUCAGAGCAUCUAGAAAUAAUUCAAAUGUAUUAUCUCACUGUAUACACAGAGGCGUAUGUAACAUCACCGUUUUACUGAAAUAAUAAGUGUCAGUUUAUCUGAGGAAUGUGAGGUGGGGGGUGGGAUCAGAAAGCAGAUUUAGCAUGACAGUAAUUUAUCUCUACAUUACAUUAUACUGCUGUGAAUUCCUUAAAAAAAUAAAUCCUAGCACCUGCUAUUGUAUAAGUUAAAUAUCGCUCAUCUGUAGGCUGAGCUGGAAAUGUAAGGGUAGCUCAGCACACGGAAAACAGAGGAUGCUGUGCUCAGUAGGAAACCAGGCCUUCGGAUACCGGAGUUUUGUUUUAUAUGGAGUUGCUCAGAUUCAUCUCAUAUCAAUGUCUGUCUCUAUUACUGCUGCAGGACAGACCCUGUGCAGUGCCAUUUGCUGCUGCACACGCUUGGUCCUCUUACAAGAGAUGCUUAGCAGCACUGGCUACAAAUCCAUAAGCCCAGGAAAAAAUCAUGGUCAUGUUGGGGGUUUGACAGAGAAGUAGGUUAGUGUCACCAGGGAAAGCAGCAGUUUUUUGCUGGUGAGUGUACUGAGAGGAGGAGGGUGCAGCUGAAGAAUAUUUGGGUCUGUAACAUGUGGUGUUUGGACCAGUGCUGGUCUCCUCUUUGUGGCUGUAGUGAGGAUGUGAGGUUUCUUGGAAAAGGCUGAAGGUGCUGCUGUGUUCUCAAACAGAUCUGCCACAACCUCCUUAGCAGGAAUGAAGCAAAGGCAGAGGAGUGGUUAAAUGCCAGGCUGACCUGCUGCCCAUGUGGUACCAUGUGUCCUGUUGACCCUGCAUCAGCCUUUUGAAUGAUUCAGUGUGCACUGGUUUGAUCCCUGGGAAGAGUAGUUAGCCUCAGUAUCUGGUUUUUCUCCUUGCUGAAAAGCUUAUGAUGCGUUGGUCUGUGUGUUGGGUGAGUGGUGGCUUCUGCUGGGCCCUGCUAUGAAGCAGCAGCCUGGCUUGGCACUAAGGUGUACCCAACCCUGGGUUCAGCUGUGUCAGUGCAGUUUAGAAUAGCUGGGAGAUUUCCUAGAGAGGGAAUAGAGCUGCUGAAAGCCCAUGAAGUGGCUUUAUUGAAGUUUUGCUCUCUUUGUGCUUUUUGAAGUAUGUGCCUGAUGCCAGAGACCAUCAGUGAUAGCUGAGAAUGCAUUUUCUGCACUAAUGAGAUUUGAAGCCCCUGGUGGUCUGCCUUUGGGAUUUGCUGCCACAAGAUAUAUCUUCUAGCAUGUGUAUUUCUGGCCAAACCCUCCUUCACACUGACAAAAUUUAACAUGUUGAGACCCUCUACCUGACUGGGGAGCUGUCAAGAUGCAAGUUACGGCUUGCAGCCGCAUCUUCAGUUUGGGUUUUCACAGGAAACCCAUUGCAUAUAUAGACAAGAUGUUUGCCCUGAACAGCACAGAAGAGCUGGAAGCAAGCAGAUAAAAUUAAACUUGAUGGCCAAGGAGAAAGGCUGCCAGUGCGGGAAAAAAGCCUGAGCUACCCCCUGCCCUCAGUCUCCACUGCAAAGUGGUAAGUGCUCAAAGCUGAGUAGGGUGAGCUGCUCUUUUUCUUGGUUUGAAGGAGCUAAAGAGAGCACGGUUUUAAUCCUGUUAUAUUCAUGUAGCUAAAAAUGCUCACUCCUGUUUCUUCUGUAAUCCUGGAUAUAUACUGCAGAACUACUUUAAAUUAAAUAAAUAAAUAAAUACAUAUUUUUUAACUACUCCAAAAAUUCCAGCAUAGCUAUUUAUAGAGAUGGCAAUAAAAUGAAAAGGAAAACAACCCCUAAGCAGAUCUCUGGAAACUCAUAAAUGAAGGCUCUGCAGUUCUGCAAACUUAGUCUCUGCAGAGGAAUGAAGAUCAGUUUGCACAAGAUUUGAAUCAAUUGAUUGGUAAUGGCAAGGGUUAAGCAAUGCUGGCAAACUGAGACUAAAGCAGACAUCGUCAAUACAUUCUGUAGAGAUUCUGGCUAUUAGCUGUUUGAAGAAGGGCUUGGAAAAGGGUAGGUUCCUUCAGUCUUCCAGGCAAUAUUUAUGUACUUGUCUGGUUGGAAUGUGUUUUAUUUUGUGUGAGAAUCUGCAUUAGUUUGGUGCAGACUAAGAACAAACUAUAAUCCGAAAAGUUCUUAACAAAAAUGAGGUGCCAGCAACCUGCUGUUGGACUGAAAUCUGCAGUAACUCUUGGCACCUAAACUCUUGCCAUGGAAGCCUCUUCUUUUGGAGAUGCCUGUUUUUCUACAUUGUUCUCUCCCAUUUUGCUUUUUGAACUUCACAGUAGAACAAAAUAUGAGAUCACCAGUGGUCCCAUGAGCUGGUAUGUGGAAUCUCUUUACACUGUUUAAUGGGUCUAGUGUCUAUACUCAUGUUCAGUAUUAUAAAUGGAGUCCCAGAACAUGGGGUUGAGGGUGGAGAAUGAACUCUUUCCCCGUUGAAAGGCAAUUUAGUGGUUGGACUAGGUGAUUUUAGUGGUCUUUUCCAACCUUAAUGAUUCUCUGGUAAUUAAUGGUUUUGGUUCACGUACCUUGAAUUGAGAUUUUAAUUUGGAUAUGGAUCUGAUGCCAAGCAUUGCAAAUUGCUGGGUUGCAUAAGCAGGUUUCCAGUUUUCAGCAGGUUUCUUAAAAUAAUGGUGUUUCCCUCCCUUUUUAAAAUAAGUGGCCUGGAAAACUAUAACGGCAAAAUAUUAGACAUUUAUUUUAGUCAGAGACUUAUUUCAAAGAAAUUCAGCACUCACUUUGCCCUUUGAAAACCACCAGGUUUAAAUUAUGGUAGAUCAAUUCUUGACAGGCAACUUUUGAGGCUGGCAAAAUGUUAUUAUUAAAGCAGACGUGUGCAGCUUUCUGAUAAGUUAAUACAUCAGUGGCAGAACAAAACAGCUACAUGCUGUAUUAAUGUACCCAUCAUUUUUAUGUCUCCAUGUGAAGCAUUAAUAUCUGUGUACAGGUUUUUUUUUUAAUUUAGGAGAGCUCGUUGAGUGUAGGAUAAUACAUGUGAGGAUUUGGAUUUAUGAAUGCAUUAAGGAAUAUUGAUAGCAUUUGUGUGACAAUUGUGACUGUACGCUAUGGCUCAAAGUAUUUUCUCUGGAUGAAAGUUUAUGAACUUAUUUUGGCUCAACUGGACAGAUAUAAAAGUUGCACUUCUAUUUUAUGACUUGCUACUAGUAAUAAUAAUAAUAAUAACAAAUCCACUCUUUUUUUUUUUUUUGCUGUAGGUUGAUGACCUGCUCCCUGUUUGGCUUUACAAUGAUAGGUUUGUUUUGAAAAACAGCCUAUUUACUGACUUAUUUUGUGACUUUUAAAUUUAUUUAUUCUAUUCUAAUUAAGUGCUGUGGAAAGAAAAGUUCUGUUUAAAAAUGAUUUCAAAAUUGCUUGUGUACCACUGGUAGAUUUUUGUACAUAAAAGAGCACCUGUAGAAAAAGAAAAAGAAAAACCCAAUUUAAAUACAUCUCCAAAGCUCCAAAUGAUGAUGGAAGGUCUGUGGAUCAUGAAUAUAUUGCAAACUGAGAACUAUGUGUUAACUCUGUAUGGGUUAGUUCUGAGCUGAACACUGCACUUGUGCUUCCCAAACAGGUCCCCUGCAGCACAGCUCCCACUGUGAUGCCCUGGUUUCUGGUUCUGUGGUAUAUAUGUGCUGGAACUGGAUGGCUGCUAGGAGGUGGGGCUGGGAAGUGGUGGCACCUCAGAUGCAUCUCACAAAACAUAAAUGGUCUCCACAUGAUGAAUUUAGAUAUUCUUGCUGCUUCUGCAGGGGGUGAAGGUGAUAUCAGUACUGCAGUCCAUUUGGUGUAGAGGUUGUUCCGUAUGUGUCAGGGUAGAAUGAUGCUCCCCUACCUGUACGUAGGACGUGGUGUUUCCAUUAAGAAAGACGUGGUUAUUUUUGUUUAUGCUGUGCCUUGUGUAUAUUUACCUCUAAUUUUCUAACCCCCCAAGCUGUAUGAAAUCACUAACAAAUUUGAGGUUCUUCUUUUAGGGAAGAGUUUGACAGACUGUAUAAAGCACAAAACAUUCUGAUCUUUUUUCCCCCUUCUAAUACAGUUCUUUUCCUCCCUCUCUGCUCCUAUUUUUGUAUUUCCUUUUUUUUUUUUUUUUUCCCAGAGUGAUUUGAAAAACUAUAAUUUAAAUAAUUACAAGAUAAAUCAGAUAAAUUACCCGUUAAGGAAGAGAAGCCUCAGCUACCCUGGAAAAUCAGUUACUGCUUUCCUAUUCAGUCGGCAUUUCCCUGCAGUCUCAUCUGUGGCCUCCAUAAUUCAACCUGCACUAGGCACAGGACUGUAUACAUGAACUGUAGACAAAUCCAAGUAUCCUUUUUCUUGGCUUUGAUUUUUUGUUGCUUUUUACAUGAGUUGGACGAUUCAAGCCAUUUUUAAAAGCAACAUCUCAAAGCCCACUCACUCGUGUUAUUUUGGUUGUAUGAAAUGUCUCUGGCUUAAAACCUCAAUAAAAUGACUUGUACAAAUACUGCUGGGUAAAAGGCAUAGACUUUCAAAGCAGUGUAAUCAGAUGUCAGCCUGUGCACUCUCUCCAGAUCUCAAAAAAAGCAGCAAAGAGCCUUGGCAGCAAUGGAAGUCAUUCCUAAUGUUUUCUCUGUGCUACUGCAACAUCUGAUUGCUGGAGUGUUUCAGGCUUUCAGGAGGAAGCUGAAUUUAGGAGGAGCAAACAAUGGUGCUUAACAUUUUCUUCUCUGUUUGUAUGAACAACCUUUGUACCUAAUGACUCACUAACAGCCUUGUUCAACAACUGAAGUAAAUGAUUGCACUAAAACCAGUCUUCCAGCCUUUUUUACUAAUGAUCUGUGACUUGUUCCUAAUUUUAAAUUACUGCAACAUGUAAAUAUAUGUUGUCAGUCUCUGUACACUGAAGUAGUAGCCACUCCGCUGUAGCUUGGCCAGUGUUUGAGCCUGAUUACUGUUGUGAUGUGUUGGGUAAAGAUCUGGUGCAACCCUCAGCUCUGCUUAAGGCUGUCAGGUGAGGUCCUGGAUGACUGGAGGAAGGGUCACAUCACUCCCAUUUACAAGAAAGGGAGCAAGGAGGACCCUGGCAAGUACAGGCCUGUGAGUCUCAGCUCUGUGCCUAGGAAUAUCAUGGAACAGAUCAUCCUAGAUAACAUGCUUGAUCACAUGAGGA